This is a messenger RNA of Dama dama (fallow deer), 4808 nucleotides long. It is a transcript of the gene FAM180A, whose product is annotated as family with sequence similarity 180 member A. The record is from RefSeq and is a predicted model, not a curated record. The transcript has 3 exons. Lineage: Eukaryota; Metazoa; Chordata; Mammalia; Artiodactyla; Cervidae. Bases 161 to 730 code for a protein of 189 amino acids.
CUCCACCCUUGGGAGGCAGGAGAGGGCAUCUCUGCACGUCUGAAGACGGAGGGGUGGUAGGAAGCUCACCACCUCCCUGGGAGGACCAGGACAGGCAUACCUGUGGCUCCUGGGGUCCCCUUGGGUUUGAGGGCGACGUCUCACCUUUUUGGAGGAAAAGAUGUGUUGGAAGACGUUGCUGCUUCUGCUGCUGUAUUCCGAUGCUCAGGCCACUCUGUCUCACAGGUGGACCAGGGCCGUGCUCUUCCCUGCCGCCCACCGGCCAAAGAGAUCCUCAUCGCUGCCCUUGAACCCCAUCCUGCAGAGCUCCCUGGAGGAAGUAGAGCUGCUCUAUGAGUUCCUGCUGGCUGAACUUGAGAUCAGCCCUGACCUGAAGAUCUCCAUCAGGGACGAGGAGCUGGCCUCCCUGCGGAAGGCUUCAGACUUCCGGGCUGUCUGCAAUGACGUGAUCCCCAAGAGCAUCCCCGACAUCCGGCGGCUGAGUGCCAGCCUCUCCAGCCGCCCAGGCAUCCUCAAGAAAGAGGACUUUGAAAGGACAGCACUGACUCUAGCCUACACGGCCUACCGCACAGCCUUGUCCCAAGGGUAUCAGAAGGACGUCUGGGCCCAGUCCCUCCUCAGCCUCUUCCGUGCCUUGAGGCAUGACUUGAUGCGGUCCUCAGGUCCGAGAGCAUCUCCCCGAGGGACUGACCCGCACCAGGGCCAUGGAGCGGGGACCAGCACACAGUAAUCCAGAAACUCCUCAUUCUCUACUCCAUUUACAGAGACCAGCCACAGAACACACAUUGCCAACUCAGAGCUGCAGAGAUCAAAUAAGGAACCCUGCUGCUCUUUGCCCCUUGUAACUUCUUGAUAAGCGAAAGAUGGUGAUUUAUACCAUAAUGUGACCUGGGAUGGAAAAAAGGGCUGCGAUGGUAAUUCGAGAUGCCUCCAGAGGGUGAAUGGUUGGCCUGGUGAAUUGCAGCAGUCUAGCAGCAGCGACAGCAACAACUUAUGCUUUAACACUGGCUGCCCAUGACACAAACACCCAGGAGUGAGGAAGGAGACAGGAGAGGCAUCAUAGAAGUUUGGGCGUGACAGGAAGGUGGAGGGGGGAGCAGAUUUCUUUGGUCCUAAGAGAUCAGGGUGCUGGACUGAAUGAACGUCUUUCCAAAGUUCUGUAAUAAGAUAUCAAGAAACUAGUUAUGGGUGUGUGCCAAGUCACUUUAGUCAUGUCCGACUCUGUGAUCCCACGGACUGUAACUCUCCAGGCUCCUCUGUCCACAGGAUUCUCCAGGCAAAAUUACUGGACUGGGUUGCCAGCCCUCCUUCAGGGGAUCUUCCCGACCCAGGGAUUUGAACCUGCCUUUCCUGUGUCUCCUGCAUUGGCAGGCGGGUUCUUUACUGCUAGCACCAUCUGGGAAGCCCUAAAGAAACUAGAGCCAUAGCCAAAUAAAUAUGUUGUUAACUAAGGGCCUACUUCUCAACUUUUUCAAAAGUCCCCAAGAAGAAUCAGUCAAAAGAUCAGUUAUGACACAUAUACCAAGCUUCUUCUUUCCUGAAGGCUAGUCUAAUUUAGCGGAGAAAUAUGAAGGAGGCCCACAGAAAUGCUACUGUUAUGCCUUGCCUUUUGAACAGAGAAGCCAAGCUAAUGCAGAGAGGGUCAUCCUGACAAGAGAGGUGGCACCCAUGCCCUGGUCUGUCUAUUCUAAUGCUAAAAUUAUUGAGCAUCCUCAGAGAAUUAAGUGCACCAAAUAAAAGUGAUUUUCAGAUGACAAAAAUUUACCCCUUCAAAUGCCAAAUCUUUCAUUUCAGAAUUAUCAACUUGAUAUAUUUUAAACUAUACAUAUGAAAUGUCUUACAUUUUUAUUUAGUGUCUUGGAGACAUCCUAGUGUAGGAGUUAGAUAAGAUCUAAGAUCCCUCUACUUCUCAAAUUUAACUAACUAUGAAAUGUUACAAGGGGAGACACCUGGACCUGCAUUGUCCAGUCUGCUGGGCUGCUUGUAUCAACCCUGAAAUUUCCCAGGCUUUGUUAACUCUGAAUCUGGUAUAUUUCUGCAGCCUUCCUCAGAGUCAGGCUGUAAGAGUGCACUUUCCUCUGCUACCAACAUAACUUGACCUUUGCAAUUUGUUCUUUCUAACUGGCCUUGGCCUGAAAGAUAAGAUAGCAAGUCUUUUUAGCAUUCUAUGUUAAAGAAGAGUUAAUCCAUGAAAGUCCCUGCCAGGAGUAAAUCACCUCAGUUCUAAUUAAGAUUCCUCACCAGCUCAGAGAUGUUUCCAGUUUCUCCAAGGUUUAUGACUGCGUUUGAGAGGCUAAAAUUGCAAGAAGUCCAGUCUUUGAAUAAGCGAGGACUCACUGAGCUAAAUCUGAUUCUGAAAUGGGUUUUUAACAAUUGUCGUUUAAUGAUGAUGAAUGCUGGUCUCAACCUCUUUAAAAUCUUUGAAUAAGAGAGCCUUACCUAGCAGCACAAGCUGCAGAAUCUUUUGAAGAAAUAUCAGGAUGAAGAAAUAGGUAUUUAUCAUCAAAUAAAAGUCUUACUUUGCAUCCUCAUGCUCUCAGGCUCAGAAGACUAACCAGCCAGUCUCUCUAGUUCUCAUUCCCCAGUUAUACCUCUCUUGUACACCCCUCAGAUACAGACUCUGAUAUAUACUUUUCUACUCAAUUUCUUUCUAAGAUCACAUGUUCUCUUUGACAUCAUCACUCCGCUUAUCUCUGUGUUCAUCGGUGUCUCUGCUGCGCUGUCUUUAGGUCCGAUUCUGAUAUCUCUACAUUCAAUCCUCAAGGCACAUCUUGAUUUCUUCAGGCUAACCUCUCACUGUCUCUGCCUGGCUCUCUCUGAUGCUCACUGUCUCUUUCAGGAAUUGCUGUCUGAUUAAAACAAAGGCAAAACAAAGGUACAGACAAGUUUGGGAUUGCCCAGAAAGCAGAUUAGCCUCACAGCCUACCUUCAGUGUUGGGGCUUUGCCUGCAUGAGGGUUGGGGAGGGGAUCAGCUGAGGCCUCAGUCUCUGGACACUGGGUAAUAGUCUGACAGUCCUGCAUCUGCUCUGGGGCUCCAUGCCUAUCAGAAUGGAUCUACAAGCUUUCCUCUAGUCACCAAGCAGAAAGGCCCACACUUGGUGUCCCCGAGCACCAUGUGAGGGUACACACAGCUGCUCCCGAGGGGAGAAGAUCCCUGAAUAGGAGAGGGUUGUUCUCAGGACUGGUGAUAACAGUGACAGUUCAUUCAUUCACCCUGCCACAAACAAAUUAAAGGCACUUUUGUACUGAUAAAUCGAGUCCAAACUUACGUGGCAGUCAAUUGAAACAAACAAACAAUAAAAAGGAAUAAGAAGGGCACAACCUUUUUAAAGACAAAUGACAUUUUCAUUUUUGUUACUAGAUGUGUGCGUGUUCAGUCAUUUCAGUCGUGUCUGACUCUUUGCAACCCUAUGGACAGUAACCCUGCAGGCUCCUCUGUCCAUGGGAUUAUCCAGGCAAGAAUACUGGAGUGGGUUGCCACGCCUUCUUUCAGGGGAUCUUCCCAACCCAAGGAUCAAACCCACACCUCCUGCAGCUCCUGCAUUUCAGGUGGAUUCUUUACCACUGAGCCACCAGGGAAGCCAAUACUAGAUAUUUAAACACUAUUUUAGUCUGAAUACAAAUUGUUUGCCCACAAAAAGUUUUACAGCAAUGACUUCAUUCAUAAACAAAAUCAAAUAUUCUGCUCAACACCACCCCCUCCAAAUCUCGACUCUUUGCCCAGAGAGCAGUGAAGGAGUAGCCUGGACAACCAUGGAUUCUCCCAUUUUGCCUCAUGAAUGCCACACUGUACACGCUACAGUCAUAACCCAGACACAUUUUGUCACAUUCGCUCAAAGAAUAAUUCAGAGUGUGACAUCAGUGGAAACUUGCCUGUGACUCAAUGGAACCCUUCUGCCAUUACUAGAUGCUGGGUCACUGUAGCAUCUAAAAACCCUGGAAGUUUCUUCUAUAGUUGGCAUUCUCAUGGCUACCUCUGGUGUCCCUCAAGAGACACUGAAUAACAUCUAUAGGCUGAAACUUCCAUUACUCUGUCAUCUCACCUGGAAUCUAACUAAAGGAGAAUCACAAAAGUAGUGAAUCAGAAGAUAUUUCCACAAGGCAUGCAUGCAUGUUAAGUCUCUUCAGUUAUGUCUGACUCUUUGAGACUUCAUGGACUGCAGACCACCAGGUUCCUCUGUCCAUGGGAUUCUCCAGGCAAGAAUACUGGAGUGGGUUACCAUGCCCUCCUCCAGGAGAUCUUCUGGACCCAGGGAUCGAACCCACAUCUCUUGUGUCUCCUGCAUUGGCAGGCGAGUUCUUUACCAUUAGGGCCACCUGGGAAGUAGGGCACUGAUCUAAAAUUAAAUGCUUGUUAAAUGGCGCUCCUUACUUCCCUAAUCCAUUUUAAUAUCUUUCUUUUUUUUUAUUGUGGUUAUAAAGCAUGUCAUAUGAAAUUUACCAUUCGAACUGAACCAUUUCUAGGAAUACAGUACAGAACAGUUAACUACAUGCACACAGCUGUGUGAAAGAUCUCUAGAACUUAUUCAUCUUGCAAAAACAAUACCUAUGAAACGACAUUCCACUUUUCCCUCUCCUCAUGGCCCCUGGUAACUACCAUUCAACUUUCUAAUUGUUAGACUACUUUUGAUACCUCAUAUAAGUGGAAUUUGCCUUGCAUUUCUGAAGCAAUGUGUAAAAUUUCCUUAAGAAAAUGUUUUGUCUGAAAAAAUGGAGAGUCCUGAAGGAGAACUCUUGGUAUUACUGUGUCACAUAAUUUUAUUUAACAAAUAUUCACUUAUGUUGUAAUAAAAAUGUCAUGAUCGAG